Messenger RNA from Salarias fasciatus (jewelled blenny), 1710 nucleotides. It is a transcript of the gene aamp, whose product is annotated as angio-associated, migratory cell protein. NCBI's taxonomy places the organism in Eukaryota, Metazoa, Chordata, Actinopteri, Blenniiformes, Blenniidae. Gene Ontology annotation, cellular component: cytosol. The record is from RefSeq and is a predicted model, not a curated record. Bases 197 to 1447 code for a protein of 416 amino acids. Gene Ontology annotation, molecular function: protein binding. The transcript has 11 exons.
GCCGUCGCUCCGACACGUGAGGAAAACACGGGGCUGAGAAUCUAACUCGUCGCUGCCCAGACGCGUUUCGAUAUGUAACAAGGAGUUUACGGGAAUUAACUUAAAGUUUGAAGGUUUGCUACGAGAACUCGGUCCGGAUACACGUCCGCUCGUCCAGCUCCGUUCCCAGGCGAGUUAGCUGCUAGCCGCUAACAGCAUGUCCGACCCGGAGGAGAACUCCGUGGAGCUGCACGGAGACGAGGAGAUCAUUGAAGUUAUAGACCUGAACGAGGCUGAGCCUGCUCCAGAUGAUCUGGCCGAUGAUCUGGAAGACGUUGACUUCGAGGACCCGGGGGUCGAUGACGAGGAAGGCUGGGAGACGGAGGACGAGAUGGAGGCAGAAGCAGGACAGGACGACAGCGAGUUAACCUUCUCCAAACACACAGGCUUGGUGUUCUGUGUGAGCUUGGAUCCGGUGACAAACAGCUUGGCGGUGACGGGAGGCGAGGACGACAAGGCGUUCGUCUGGAAGGUGAGCGACGGGGAGGUCCUGCUGCAGUGCUUAGGUCACAAAGACUCUGUGACGUGCGCUGUGUUCAGCCACGACUCCACGAUGGUGGCUACAGGCGACAUGAGCGGCUUGAUUAAAGUCUGGAAAGUCGAAGCAAAAGAAGAGAUCUGGUCCUUCGAGGUGGGAGAUCUGGAGUGGCUGGAGUGGCACCCCUGCGCUCCGGUGCUGCUCGCGGGAACAAACGACGGCAGCGUGUGGAUGUGGAAGAUCCCCGCGGGAGACUGCAAAACCUUCCAGAGUCCCGGCUGUCAGGCCACCAGUGGCAAAGUCCUGCCCGACGGCAAACGGGCCGCGGUGGGCUAUGAAGACGGGACGGUGCGCGUGUGGGACCUGAAGCAGGGGAACGCCGUCCACAUCAUUAAAGGUCAGGACGGCCACCAGGGGGCGCUGACGUGCUUGGCCUGCAACAAGGACGGCUCUCUGGUGCUGACUGGCUCUGUGGACGGCAGUGCCAAACUCAUCAACACCAACACGGGCAAGGUGGUGGGAACGUUCGCCGCGGAAUCGGAUAAAGUCACGCUGUCAUCGGACGAGACAGCAUCCAACUCCGUGGAGUCUGUGGGAUUCUGCAACAUCCUGCCCCUCAUCGCCGUGGGCUUCCUGGACGGGACCCUGGCCAUAUACGACCUCUCCUCUCAGGGCCUGAGGCACAGCUGUCAGCAUGAGGCCGGGAUCGCUCACCUGCAGUGGGAGGAGUCGUCCGCCGUGGUGUCCACCGGCAGCCUGGACGGCGUGCUGCGCCUGUGGGACGGCCGCUCGGGGAGCAUGGUGUCGGAGUACCGCGGCCACGCGGCAGAGAUCCUGGACUUCACCGUCAACAGGGAAGCGUCGUUCGCCGUCACCGCCGCAGGAGAUUAUCACGCCAAAGUGUUCUGCCUCCAACGGCCCGACCGGUAAAGGAAACGAGGAGAGGAAGAGGAACGUUUUCAACCUUGGACGCAGUUUUCAGUGACUCUGAGCAGUGUUGUUCUGUUAACGGACACCCAAAACACAACAAAACUUUUGCGUUUUCACCAGAGACGCCCGUCGUGUGAACGGGCCGAUAUCUUCCCCCUUUUUGAAAUCAUUUCACAGAUUAAACGAAAUGGAGCAUUUUCUGUAAUUGUCGAAGUUUGAUGGAAACACGUUGUAAAUAAAAUAAAUAAUAUACACUGUCCAGG